AAGAGCAAUAUAAGAUAGUGCUUAUGGUUCCUGCACAUAGGCCGCAGUUGUGGCAUCCUGGUGUGUAGGGUCCAUUACGCAUUUCGUAGCAAAGCGCGUAACACAUACCAACACAUCCUGUUUUUGUAAUGCAUGCGAAUAUUGAAGCUGCGCAUGCAUAUAUGUGUAUGCCAUAUAAGCACAGGUAUAAGCACGGCCACGGUCGUCAGCGCGUCAGCCGUCAGUGGUCAGUGGUCAGUGGUCAGUGGUCAAUGCCGUCAGUGGUGAUCAGUCACUGACCACGGCCGUUAGCCGUUAGUUCGUUCGCAUCAAUUAGCACAUUACAGAAAUGUAUACGCAGUUUAUAAUCGUUCACGGAUUCUAGCGAUUCUAGUAGAUCCUAGGUCUCACUGCUUCCGAACGAGAAACCCCCUUUUGAUUACGUGCGAUCUCCACGUGAGGCUGCUCGCGAAACCAUAUCGAGAGAAAUUCUCUCGACAUGAUGAAUAUUAGAAUAUCCUUUAUAUUCGCGAGUAUUUUUGCCGCCAGCUGUUCCAGCGCCGAUGAUCUCGAUUUGGGCACGAUCGUUUUCGCAAAUGUUUUAUACAGACAUGGUGAUAGGACUCCUGUUAGACAUUACAAAAACGAUCCUUAUAAUGAAACAUCCUGGCCAGUUCCAUAUGGACAAUUGACAAAUCUUGGAAAACAUCAGCACUUACUUCUUGGACGCUGGCUAAGGAAACGAUAUUCUCACUUUUUAAGCAACAUUUAUACACCGUAUGACAUUUACGUUCAAAGUACGGAUGUAGAUCGUACAUUAAUGUCGGCGGAAGCGAAUUUGGCAGGACUUUAUCCGCCAGUGAUGAACCAAGUCUGGGAUGAUAUCAAAUGGAUGCCGAUUCCUGUGCAUACAAUUCCAGAAAAGCAAGAUUAUGUGUUGAAAGCAAGCAAAUACUGUCCGCGAUAUAAUUAUGAACUGGAAAAAGUCUUAACAUCGCCGGAAAUGAAACGCAUAAAUAAAGCGAAUGCAAAGCUUUAUGCCUAUUUAACUGAGAACAGUGGAGAUAAAAUAUCUUCAUUAGAAAAAGUUAAUCAAUUAUACAAUAUUUUAUAUAUUCAGAACUUAUACAACAAAACUCUACCUCAAUGGACAAAGUCUGUGUUUCCAGACAAGAUGAAACCUCUCGCUGCGCUCAGUUUCACGACAGAAGCUUAUAACAUAAUACUUCAGAGAUUAAAGUCAGGUUCACUACUUGGAGAAAUGAUAGAUCACAUGGUCAAGAAAGUACAAAAUACUUUAAAGCCUGAUAGGAAGAUAUGGAUGUACAGUGCUCAUGAUGAGACUGUAGCAAAUAUGUUAAUGACUUUGAAUUUAUUUGAUCCUCACUGUCCACCUUAUACUGCUAUGAUUCUCAUAGAAUUGAGGACAAACUCUAAAAACCAAUAUCUUGUAACGAUUUCUUAUAAAAAUAGUACUGCGGAACCAAUACUUAUGACGUUACCAGGCUGUAAUACAUUAUGCCCUUUAGAUGAAUUUAUCAACUUGACAAGAAAUGUUGUACCUAAAGACUGGGAAAGAGAAUGUUUAAUAGCUUGGGAGGACAUAAGUCCUAGCGACGUUAUUGCGAUCCUGGCGUCGUCUAUAUUAAUGUUAGUUUUACUGGUUUUAUUAAUAAUAGCUUUUAUAUACUGGCGUCAUAAAAAAGAACAUAGGCACUAUUAUUUUCGUUUGACAUAUAACGAUUAUAAUGAUGCCAUAUAAUGAAUAUUAGUCAAAAAUAUGGCAAGACAUUGAAAAAUGUUAAUCAUUAAUUAUAAUGUCUACAAUAAAAAUUGGGCAAGAUAAGUUUUUUCGCGAUGUCAAGAGAAACGGGAUGAAAUAUUAGAUACACAUUUUUAAUUCUAUAUUAUAUUUUUAGAAAAAUCUUUUAUGAUGAAUGACAAGAUUUAAUCAUUGACUUUUUUUAUUGUACAAUAUCGCGCGAGAAACAACUACUAGUUUUUAAAAUUAUACAUUUUAUUGUUAAGCGAAUCAUUAUGUGAUAUGUUACACUCAUUACAUCAUUAACAUCGAUUAUUAUGUUUAUAUUAUAGGCGUAUUUUAAAUGUCAGUUUAUUUUCAUGAAAGAAUAUUAAUAUUCGCGACAUUUCUUUGAGAAUUUUGGAUUGCUCAUUGCAAAAUGCUUUUUACAUAUUAAUAAUUCGUUUGAAACUGAGAAAAAUCAAGUCUGACCAUCGAGAUAAAAUAAUGAUUUAUACUACACUCUAUUACUUAAGAGAUAUUAAAUCCAAAUAGACAAAUGGAUAAUAUCUCCAAAUUUUAGAAUUAUUUCAUUUUAAGACUUAAAAGAGACAAAUAAUCAGGUACUUUUAUAAAGAGAAAAUAUGUGUAUUAUGUGAUAAUUGUUAUUUGUGAUAUCUCGUUAUAUCACUGAACUUAAAAUUGUAUGAAUGUACAAUAAACAUUCAGUAUGAUUAAUUCAACAUAUUGCAAAAUACAAUAUGCAAUGGACAAAUUUUGCAGCAAAAAUUUGAAUGAGAAGAAACAAGAACUUUUUUACUCUACUUAUAGAAUCAUUGUAUGAUUUAAUUACUGUUAUUGCUAACUAUACAAUACAUGUGAUAUUGCAAUGAUUGUCUAGUCAUAGUAUAUUGAGCUUCGACACGUUCACAAGUUUCUUCUUCAUACAAUACAAUAGUAAAUUUGUGUGAAAAGCUAAUGUGUGUAUAUAACACUGCCUAUAAAGAAACAUUUAGUUGCAGAAAAUCAAUGAGUAAAUAGAAAUGUGGUUGUAAUUCAAAUUACGAGGCAUAUUUAUAAGAAUGUAUCUUUUUUUAUUUUUAUAUAAUAUUCAUUGAAAUAUUGCAAAUACAUGUGGGAUUUGAUAUACAGAAUAUGUUUCUGUUUUAAAAUCGAGCAUCUUAUAACAGAUGCAAGUAGAUACUUUAGAGUACUUAUAUAAAAAUAAAAGAAAAGAUGUAUAUGUAUUUUAUCUCUGAUUAGAAGUAUUUUUGUGAUACUUUAAACAAUAUAUAAAUAGCGUGAUGUGUAAUCGACGACAAACUUGUAGAUUUGCUGUCAUAUUGAAAAGAUUGCAGGUAUUAUUUAUAUAGUAAGUAAAUAUUAUUUUAUAUGCGUAAAAACCAAUAAAAAUUAAUUGAAAA
Messenger RNA from Formica exsecta, 3144 nucleotides. RefSeq names its product prostatic acid phosphatase-like. The coding region runs from base 479 to 1741 and encodes 420 amino acids. Gene Ontology annotation, molecular function: phosphatase activity. NCBI's taxonomy places the organism in Eukaryota, Metazoa, Arthropoda, Insecta, Hymenoptera, Formicidae. The transcript has 7 exons. The record is from RefSeq and is a predicted model, not a curated record. Gene Ontology annotation, biological process: dephosphorylation.